AUGAUUGUUGGCCAUUUGUGUGGACUGUCAGUGACCUUUCGAAACGAUGAUUUCGCUGGGAACAGCUGGUGUUCGGAGAAUGUGGAUGGCCUUGGUCUCUCUUCUUCUAGCAGAUAUUCUUUUGAUCAUUGGGAGAUGGGUUGCUUUAAACUGUUUCCAGUAAUUGAUUCUGCGUUCCACUUCCCAAUUUACAGAUUCAAAGUCUUCCUGUUUCUACCUUUAUCUGCAAUUUAAUUAUUUUAGAGAAUGAACCGUUCCGUGAUCGCCCUCGGUCUUAUGGCCGUUCUGGCCUAUGCCCAUAUCGAUGAUCAGGAGGUUCUUCUGAAGGAAAACAGAAUCCCCAAGAUCCCCCAUCCAGAAUUCGGAUCAGUCUGUGAUGAAUGUCAGGUGAUUAUCAAGAAGAUCGUGGAGGCUGCCAAGGAUCCCACCAAACUGGCCGAACUUAAACUGAUCCUCUCUGCUCUUUGCCAUGAAACUUCUUACGAAGAGGAAUGCCACGUAUUCGUCAGCAAACUCGAUCUUUUUUUGGACAAACUUCUUCCUUAUUUGGUACGUAUUUCUCAAAAAUUAGUGUAAAAAUAAGUGCGAAAAUGAUCGCAACCUUUACCAUUAGGAAACUAAAGCUAAGCUGUGUGAAACUUAGGGGUCUACCAGUUUUCGUACUGGCCCAAUGUGCACAGCCAAAAGUGUUUUACCAACUAACCGUAGCCAUAUCAGAAAUGAGUUGUCAUUACCGCCAAACCUUUUUUAGCGAGUCGGAAGGGUUGGAGUGGGUGUCAAAGAGUAACAACAAAUUUUUUAGACGGUUAGCCAAAAAAAAAGUCCGGUUGAAUAGUUAAACUAUAUUAAUUCACAGAUAAUAGUAACGGUAGGCAUCUUCGACAAUCAUAAAAAAAUUGGUUUUGAUUUGGGCCAAUUCCCGGAACUGCCCCAAAUGAAAAACCCUACAUGAAAUCUAUUGCAAAUGUUAACAUGAUUUUUGUGUUUUCAGAAGGAUUCUGAAAAAUUCUGCACUGAAAUGCAUCUGUGCAAGAACUCCAAGAUCGACAUGUUCCACAGAAUUGGAUUACUGUAUGCCAAGAAAUACGUAGGAAAGUUGGAUAACUCUGUACGUUCAAGUGCUGUUCUCAAAAUAGAACCAAAAUAUAAACAGGGCGAAUCAUUCCGAUAUUACAGAACAACUUGGUCUGCGAAGAAUGUCAAUUUGCUGCUGGAGAACUCCAAAAAGUUGUAGAUGACAGGGAAACCCAAGCCAAGGUCCGCCAAUUCCUCAGCGACAAUGUCUGCAAACAUUUGGGACAGUAUCAAGGCUCUUGUGACAUCCUGGUCGAUGACUUCUUGCCCGAACUCUUCCAGGAACUCCACACCCUUCUCAACGACCCCAAAGAGGUAUGAUUUAAAUGUCUGGAUUAUGUACAUAUUCUGUUUAGUUCUGUGAGCAUCUCCAACUCUGCAGAGCCGAGCAGUUGUUGAACAAAGAAAAGGUUAGCCGUCGUCUCAUCAAGCAUGUCAUGUCCAACUAAGUAGCCCCUCUCUUUUCAGCGAUGCAGAAUUAAUAUUUUGAUAAAGCUUUAAAAAAUAAUAAUUUAGGCCGAGAUUCCCGUAGAAGGCGCGUUUAAGGCGUUGAUGGAGAGAGUAAACUCCGUCUCCGAUGAGAAUCAAUUCUCGGGUUUGGGUUGUAUUCAGUGUAAGAUCUUCGGCGGGAUCUUGUUGAAGCAUCUGCGAGAGGAUAAAAAUACGGUAGGCGGAGAGCAAGAGAUCCCCUCCGUUUGCAUUCCAUGUUUGAAUUAUUUCCUUAGCUUAUGUCAUCAAAUCAAAAUUGCAUCUAGAGACCAUUAUGACGGUCGUGUUGUCCAAAAAAGUCGGUUUAAAGUCAGUUGUCAUCCCGCUCGUGCCGUUCCGAUGCCGCUUCUCAGAUCCCCAUCCUAAUGGAUCGAAAAAUGAUUUUUUUGAAGAAAGCCUUAGGCGAUGAUCUCCGUAAAUUGGUGUGCCCAAUCCUCCCCAAGCAUUGGUUCGAGGGAUGCGAGGACUUCCUCAACUUCUACGCUCAGCCUACAGUAUUCCUGGCGUUGUCUCAAGUCACCGAACAAAAGUUGUGUAAGGCGAUCCAUGCCUGCGAUGACAGCACUUGUAAGUCAAAAAAUACAUCAGCGAACAUAUCUUUAAUUACGAAUCAAAUUGGUUAUACUCAAUUACUUAUUAGUCUAAUUAUGAAUAGUGAUCGGAGAGGACACUCUGGCCAAGGCUGCCGGCCUUGAUUGUGCCCUCUGUCACUCCUUUUCCAAACUCUUGGGACAUGAAUUGGAGCAACCAGAAGUCCGAAUUCAACUGGUUCAAGAGGCCAAAUCCUAUGUCUGUGGAAAUAUUUUUGUGUUCAAGGAGCCCUGCAAGAAGAUGAUGACCAAUUUCAUGUCCAGUGUCCUCCUGAAGGUGCUCCGUUACAUCGAAAGCAAUCAGUUCUGUCCCGUAAGUAGCUCUAAUCAACUGAUAACAGCCAAUUAUUUAUAGUUAAUCCAUCGCUGCUAG
Molecule: messenger RNA, 2526 nt
Organism: Bursaphelenchus xylophilus (pine wood nematode)
Lineage: Eukaryota; Metazoa; Nematoda; Chromadorea; Rhabditida; Aphelenchoididae
Source: the annotation of a GenBank genome assembly